CUGAACUGUAGCUAAUUUAGUCCGUAGGGUGUGUUCUCCUGAGAAAUGGAAAUGAGUGGAAAUGAAAGUGAAGGCAAAAAGAAACUCACUCAGGUAGGACUCAAUAGAAGAGGGACAGAGUACUCACCAAAGAGUUUCCUGUGUUCAGAGUUGAGGUUUAAAAUGGACGAAUAUCAAUAUCCAUUGUUCUUUGAAGCCAAAGAUCUAACGGACACAGAGAUGAAGAAGGUCAGGAUAUACUUUCAGAUAAGAAGACUUUCUGGGGGAGGUGACUGUUCCACACUCCAAGCCGUCAGAGGUGAUGUCUACAAAAUCUGCUUCAAGGACAAAGAAGACCAGAAAAGAGUUUGGCAGAAGAAGCUUCACAUGGUCUCUUUCGAGAGAUAUCUGAUCAUGAGCCAAACCGAUUUAUCACAGAAACCUGAUCAGCCAUUGAUGCCGACGUUUAAAAAACCCAACCCACAAAAAAGACCAAUAGGCAGGUAUGAACCAGCACCUCUAAGCCACAGUGACAUGAAGAGAAACCUGAGUUUGAAGACUUUGAAGCUGCAGGGCGCCGCAGCUGUACCUCCAGAUCUGGACCGAGUAAAGGAAAUGCUCAUCAAUGCCAAUAACGUAGCAAACUUCGGAGUAAUUAUCAGCUUCAUCCCAGUGGGAACCAAAAUGAUGGAAGUUCGACUGGUGGGUUACAGGGAAAAUGUGAACCAGCUGGUGAAGGUUCUGUGUGACUACCAGACGAACCAGGCCCACACACAAGAAAGACUGAACCUACCAUUUCCUGAACUGGUUGACUGUUUGGAUGAAGUCUUACACCUGAUUGGCUUGAAACACACGGAAGUGAAGCUAAAAACCUCAACUACCCCAAAUCCUUGUGUGCUCCUGUCUGGUCCCUGUUGUCACGUAGAGGAGGUGAAGCAGGCCCUGAUCCCCGCUCUGGCCAGCCUGACAUCAGACACACUAGUUCUAGACGGACCAGGGGCUCAGCAGUACUUCCAGGCAGAGGGAAAAGUAUGCAAAGAUCUAAUUCAGAGUUCCUGUCAGGUCCUUAUCAGGGAACAUCCAGGUGUGAACUCAGAUGAAAGAUCUUGCCUCACCCCCGUCGAGAACAUUGCAGCCAACCAAGCAAACCUGCAGAUUAAGUUUGGCAAGUUGGAGAAUCAACAGGUGAAUGUGUUGGUGGUUCCCAUGCUCCACAAGAAGCUGACUUCAACUAAAGUGGGAAAUAAUCUGUUGACUAAAGCAGGGAACACAAUGCAGUCCAACUUUGACGCAGCUGCUGCAAAGUGUACCAUCAACCCUGGAGAUGUUCUGCAGGUCGCUGGGCCUCCAUCUCUUGGCUGCAACAAGCUCUUCUUCAUUGAGUGUUUGCCCUGGGAUGGAGUCAGAGGGCGGAGUGUGCAGGCUCUGAGAAAUGGUCUGAGGAGAUGUUUGGACCUCUGUGUGCAGCAGGAAUUGAGUUCAGUUGCCUUUCCAGUGAUUGGACCUGGAAAAGCUUUAGGUUACCCACUCUGUGUUGCCAUUGAAGCUCUGACUCAGAGCAUUUACCAGUUUGGAUCAUGGGGAGUCAUCGGUUCACUCUCCAACAUCUAUGUCGUCAUUAAACCUUGUUUUCCGGACUCUGAGUGCUACCAUGCUGUCUACAGAUCACUCCAGGGAGGCCAAGUGUCACUGCCUCAUAAAAAAUGGAAUCCACAAAGGUCUGUGACCGCAACGCCCAUUAUCUUCAGUACCAGCUUCUACACUCAGCAGUCUGUCUUCCUGUUCAUGGGUCUUUGUGGUUGGAAAGUCUCAGAUGCCAAGAUGAAGCUGAAGCAACUGUAUCAGGACCGGUGCUUGACUCAUAUCUUCACGGCCAAGGAGGUGGGAAGCCUCUCGCAGGACGACAUUGUGUGUCUGCAGCAGCUGGUGUAUAAGGAGGGUCUGAAGAUUCUGUCUGUCCAGGGCAACAUGACUGUGAGCGGGUUAAAAGAUGGGGUGAACAAAGUGAUGCAGAUGAUUAAAGAAUCUCAGUUAAGCAACCUCAGGAGACAGGUAAUAGUCACGGAGGAGGAGAAUUUGCACAGUCGUGUGGCCUGGUGCAUCCUGGGAAGUAGCGGCAACUGGGAGAGACUUCCCAAAACAGCCAAUCACAGACUGGAACAUAACAACCUAGCGGGAGGCAUAAUGGAUGAGCAGGGCAACCAGUGGACCGUGGAUUUGAAGAGGAUGGAGGCCACAGGACAAGUUACUCGAGAGAUAAGAAAAAUAAAACGACUUGAGAAUCGGCCGGACUUCACUCUCCCUCUGUACUGGGACAACAUGGCUGCCGGGGAGGAUAUGAAGGUGGUUACCCUGCAGGAGUCGUCUCCAGAGUACCGAUCAGUGGAGCAGGCCUUCAGACGAACUGUUCCAGAGGGCAGGAUAAAGAUUGAACGUUUGCAGAAUGUCCACCUGCGUCGGGCCUAUGAAGCGCAGAAGAAACACAUUUCUGAUAAGAAUGCACACGAGGGCACCGAAGUGGAAAAGGUUCUGUACCACGGGACGACUCAGGACAACUGUGACGCCAUCAUGAAAACGGGCUUCAACCGGAGAUUUGCUGGACAAAACGCAACUCAGUUUGGUGAAGGAACCUACUUUGCCGUAAAUGCCAGCUACUCAGCCCAGCACAUCUACGCCAGGCCAACCGUCGAAGGCUCACAGCGAAUUUUCGUGGCUCAAGUCCUGACCGGCAUCUACACUGUGGGCAGGAGGAACAUGAAGGUGCCUCCUCCUCGUAACGACUUUCUGCCACAUGACCGCUUCGACAGCGUGGUGAAUAGAAUGGACAACCCCAGCAUUCAUGUUGUGUUCCAUGACAACCAAGCUUACCCAGACUACCUCAUCACCAUCCUGGGCACACAGGAGGAGUGUCGCGCUUGCUGACGCGCCUGCCCCUUUUCCCUGGUGCAAACCCCAAAAACCAGAUGUUAAGGCAGAAAACUGGAGCUAUGUGAAGCUGAGCCAGUCCCAAACACUGCAGUGUUUGCAUCUUGUAGCGGUCACAUAACAUGUUAAUCAGCUGAUAUCUCUCCUCUGUUCCUUUUAAUGUCUCGAGUCUCAGAUCGAUGCAGCCCUCUGACAGCAGCAACCCCCUCAACAGCAAAUUGUAGCUUUGAGUUAUGUCGGCAUAUGAGCCUUUUUCCAUGUGCCCCUUUUGAAAUUUGAGCCCCUGCCCCUCUAAAGGUCUCUGCACAGCCGUGUUCAGGUGACCUUGAUGGAGAGCUUAUGCAUUUAACAUUUUAACUGUAGAAUAAUGAUCAAGGUUUUAUGUUUUUCAUUUCUUCAGCGAGGAAUUAUGAUGAAUGAUUUGGAGUUUGUUUUUAAAGCCAUAGUUUCUAGCUGAAUCUAAGCCUCAAUAAAA
This is a messenger RNA of Pleuronectes platessa (European plaice), 3379 nucleotides long. Its product is annotated as protein mono-ADP-ribosyltransferase PARP14. Gene Ontology annotation, molecular function: transcription corepressor activity; NAD+ poly-ADP-ribosyltransferase activity. Gene Ontology annotation, cellular component: nucleus; cytoplasm. NCBI's taxonomy places the organism in Eukaryota, Metazoa, Chordata, Actinopteri, Pleuronectiformes, Pleuronectidae. The transcript has 10 exons. The record is from RefSeq and is a predicted model, not a curated record. Gene Ontology annotation, biological process: negative regulation of gene expression. The coding region runs from base 46 to 2901 and encodes 951 amino acids.